This is a messenger RNA of Endocarpon pusillum Z07020, 3087 nucleotides long. RefSeq lists its product as uncharacterized. NCBI's taxonomy places the organism in Eukaryota, Fungi, Ascomycota, Eurotiomycetes, Verrucariales, Verrucariaceae. The record is from RefSeq and is a predicted model, not a curated record. The coding region runs from base 1 to 3087 and encodes 1028 amino acids. Gene Ontology annotation, molecular function: nucleic acid binding. The transcript is spliced from 2 exons.
AUGGCAGUGCCCCCCAAACCCAUAUCGAAACCAAGCACCAUUGUCGCCGGACGGCCGCCCAGGGACAAAGCGACCGUCCGGCCAACAACCGAUACGGAGAGCUUAUUCAGAAGAGAGCUCGGUUUGAGAAGUGAAUUGGACAGAGCACCGAACCCCGUACAGACGGGCAUAUAUAAGGAUAUUCAGGUGAACUUACAUCGUGCACAGAAGGCCCGUGCCUUACAGGAACUUCGUCACCAGGGGAGUAAUGCGGUGGCUGACACCGCGAAAUACGUACGGGGGAUAGGAGCUUCCGAGCAAAGAAUACGAAACAAGGACAAAGUAGAUCGCAACUUGCUGGCUGAUCGUGGGGGACGUCACCAACUGCUUCUGCGUAAGACGGAGCAGACGAAUCACGAUUACAACUCGAAAGCGCCGCAAGCCAUUGCCGAUAACCAUGAUCAAGUCGCAAGGGCAAACUGGGACCUUCUUCCAGAAAUUAAGCGAGCAAGCGGGGACGUUAGCCGCAGUCUUGUUGCUGUCACCACUGAACUUAGCAGACUACUACAGUGGUCAUGUCAAAGACUUGAUGAAGAAAUGAGGAUUCUCAAACCCAAAGUGCUCGAAGAAGCCGAGACAAGACGCGUCAUGAAAGCUAAAAAAGAAGACAGUGAACAUGCGGAAGCAUUCUCUCAAAGAGAGGCACGCCGGGAGGCCUGGUGGGCUCAUAUCGAGGACACAGUAAUCUUGGAAAACGACAAGGUCAGAACGCUUGCUGACAUAUGUUCGGGCCUCAGCCUCCUUCAUAGCAGCUAUAAGAGUCUAUACGAAAAGCUUUCCAAGUCACUUUCUUGGUAUUACUAUAGUGAUAGCAGCACAAGUCGCGCCAAAGAGUUACGGUCUCUGUUUUACGCAACUCUGAUGAACAUGAUUGAGGGAAAUAGAUACCUCAUCCUUGAAGCCCAUUUCCUUCGAUACUAUCAGAGGAAUCGCUAUUACGACUGUGAGCCCGGCGCUUUCAGUCAUAGAGUUCGUCAUGCUUCUCUGUACAGGGUCGCCCGUAUGUUUAAGAUUUCGGCAGAGAUUCUGAGGUUGUACGCCGUAAGCUGGACCCACAUCUUCCCCAGGCGGCGAAUUUCUAGAUUGGAACUUCCAGACGCUGUCUAUGAAAACCGACCUGUGGAUCUGUCUUUCAUCAUCCAGAAAAACGCAGCAGUUAGCACUAAGCUUACUAGGCAAUUCUCUUUCGGCUUGUUAUCCAAUGACCACGAUCCAGCGAUACAGGUUCGGCGAGCCCAAGCGGCAGCAUUGAUGCCAUUUCACGUGGUCAUUGGGGGGAUGAACAGCUUGAUAAACGAAUUUUAUUCGAAGAAUGAGACUAUAGAUCCGGGGAAAUAUGAGCAGCGAUUGGGUUUCGAGACGAGACAGCUUCGGCUGCUCGUAGAUUUGUUUACAAUCUGCAAUUGGAGAUCUCUCCAGCACCGUGUCUCUACCCGCACCAUUUUCCUGAAACCAUCAAGUCAGUCAGAUGCUUUGUUCUCUCCUAUCCAAUUUGGGGUACCGUUGGGAUACCCUAGAUCCCGGUCCUGGAAUUACAACGACUAUAGGGGGCCCCAGGGUGAGAAGGUAACGGUAUUCUGUGCUCGCGAGAGCACAAGCAUGGAAUCGUGUUUGGCGCAGCUGCAGCAUGAGGGGGUCGUUUCGGUUGAUGUGCGAUGGGCGCCGGACAGGGAGAAAUCUUCAGACGCGCUUCACGACUGGUUUGGUCACAAUGUUUCUGUCGUUACCUUGGCCACCGAGUCUCAAAUUGUCGUAUGCCAUUUGGCCCUGCUGACCCGGUACCUGAGCAUUCCCGUCUCGCUGAGACUACUUCUAGAGGAUCCUAAUAUCAUCAAAGUCGCGAUCAAUAUUGACGAGCUUCAGACACGGUUUGAGAAAUAUUUAGGGAUCCAUAUGACAGGAACUUGUAACCUUACAUCGUUAGAUGCAUCUUUCCACUCCACCUUAUUGGAAGGAGCACCCCAUCAUGGAAUAAGGACAAUAGCGGACCUGGUGAAGAAGCAUUUCAACAUGGAGCUAUGCGGGCUCCGACAGUCAACAAAAAUUUGGCUUUAUUCAUUCUCUCUUCGUGAACUCCAAUGUGUCUGUUCAGGGGCUUAUGCGUGCUUACGCUUGUUCUUUCAUCUGUCGGAAAAGAUGUUUGACAGGAAAACUGAGCAACUCAUUCCUCUCAAUGGAUGUAGUGGCAGGACGGUACAGAAUCUUGCUUUGCUCUUUCCGGCCGCUACAAGAGGUAUCAACAAAAUUUCGUCCGAAAGGGUAGAGCCAUCUGCUACAGAAAAGACUCAUCAACAUGCUACCUCAGUUAUCCAACUUCCGUAUGAGGAGACUGGUACAAUUAAAGUCUCUCGACAACGCAUUGGUUACCAAGAUCUCGUAGGAAAAUGGGCUGCUCAGCUUGCGCGUGAGCUCAUUAAGACACGACGAAGCUCAAACUUCCAGCAAUCCUCUCUUCGUUUAUAUUACCUUUGGCACACAUUCGAAUUGCAAUGUGACGACAUUGAUAUCUACUUCCCACAGCCUCAUGCGAACGUCCCUGCAGCGAUUUUGGAGGUGAUUGAGAGCGCCGGUCUCCCAUAUCAUCCCGAGUCAUUCAAAACUCUACAGAAGAUGGCGUUAGUACAAUUUUAUGCUGGCCAGAAGAUUUGGCUUCUCGAGGAAGCCUGGAUGCAUUCCUGGAUGCAAGACUUGUCGCCAGCAGAUCUGAGCCAACGGAUUAGUGACUUGAUGGCUGUUAUACAUGGAAAGAGAACAGCUGAAAACUGGAUUGAUGUUGCAGCAAGAAGCUAUCAUUCUCAAACAACUCAAAACCCACACCAAGAUCUUCUACCAUUUGCCAUGUGGCACAUUGGUGAUGUGUCUGUACAUAACAUCAGUAAUUUGCUUCUGCGAUCGAGGUCCAGCAUCGCAGAAUCAAUUCUCAAUGAGGUGCUACAGUCAAAAUCUCGAGCAGGUUCCAUGCAAUUGGGUCUGGAAGAUAUCGCUGAGAUGACGGGCGAUCCACCCUUGUGGAUGAAACGGCUCAACCUGAUGUCGAAGCGGGAUUAG